Ceratosolen solmsi marchali is the source of this 1823-nucleotide messenger RNA. RefSeq names its product transcription factor GATA-4-like. Gene Ontology annotation, cellular component: nucleus. Gene Ontology annotation, molecular function: DNA-binding transcription factor activity, RNA polymerase II-specific; RNA polymerase II cis-regulatory region sequence-specific DNA binding; zinc ion binding. Gene Ontology annotation, biological process: positive regulation of transcription by RNA polymerase II; cell fate commitment; negative regulation of transcription by RNA polymerase II. NCBI's taxonomy places the organism in Eukaryota, Metazoa, Arthropoda, Insecta, Hymenoptera, Agaonidae. The transcript is spliced from 8 exons. Bases 274 to 1653 code for a protein of 459 amino acids. The record is from RefSeq and is a predicted model, not a curated record.
AGGUGUGCAAAAUUAUUACGCAAUCGUUGGCAACAUCUACCUCUUAUUUCCGCAGUUAUCGUGCAUAAGGAGAUAAUCAACUUUUCCAGACUGGAUAAGAAAUUUUGAACGAACUAUCAAAAGUAACAUUAAAAAUGCAUGUGAAAAGAGUGAGACAACAGUAUCGUGAGAAGAGCAAAUUACCUGGUUGUAUGAAAGUAUCUCGAAACGAAAGGCGCGUAAUUAUAAUCAAGAAGAAAACAGGAAACAAAUUCAAGUUCAUCAUUGUACCGCAUGACCGGAGUAGGCAGUAUUGGAAGUAGUGCCGGAUCUACUUCCGGUUAUCCGCUAUACAUGAAUCCAGCUGAACUUACUUCGAGUUCUCAGCAAUUAUGGACUACACAAGUACCAAAUUUGAGUGGUGCACUUCCUCCGAUGAACACUGAGGACUACGGAGUGAGCAAGUCGUCGACAGUUACUCAUCAGAGCUUACCAGCCUUUUCGCAGCCCUUCAGUACACGGUUUCCCCGAUACUCACCACCCUAUACAUCGCAACAGGCUAGUGCUGCUACAUCUGACAUUACAUCGUGGCCAACAUAUGCCUCGACGGGAGAGACGGCACUCACUUCACAAUAUGCGGUGGCGGCUACGGCUGCGGUUACAAGCACGGGACGGAGGCAACCGAACAGUGGAGGCGGUGCCCCGACGCCCGCCCAGCAUCAACUUAGCGCCGCAGCAAGUCUUUCAGCAAUGCACAACAUCGAAGCUGAGUACUUUACGGAAGGUCGUGAAUGUGUGAAUUGCGGGGCGGUUUCAACUCCAUUGUGGCGACGUGACGGCACCGGUCACUACCUCUGCAACGCCUGCGGACUUUACCACAAGAUGAACGGCAUGAAUCGGCCAUUGGUUAAGCAAUCACGGCGCAUGUCGGCGUCUAGACGUGCUGGUUUGUCUUGUAGUAACUGUCAAACAACGGCAACGGCGCUGUGGCGUAGAAAUGCGCAUGGUGAUGCUGUUUGCAAUGCUUGCGGCCUUUAUUUUAAAUUGCAUGGUAUCAACAGGCCACUUAGCAUGAAGAAGGAUGUGAUACAAACACGCAAGCGCAAGCCAAAAAAUGUCAAGAUUGGUGAUACACCAAUAUCUGGGCCUAUCGCUCCGUGCUCCGUCAAUCAUAAUAACAAUAACAACAACAAUAAUAAUAAUAACAACAACAAUAACAAUAAUACGCUGAAGAUCGAGACCGACAAUUAUAGUGAUUUACGCCUAAGCCACAGUAGUGUUACGCAGACCACCUACGCUUCGAGUCUCUACGGUAAUCAGUCUCAAGCCAACCGAAUAUCCACUAUUUCCUAUCAAUCGGGCAUGCCAAAUAUCUAUUAUGAUGUUAUGUCUCAACAACAUCCACAGCAACAAACAUCACAACAACAACAACAGCAACAGCCACAACAACAGCAAAAUCACAAUUUAGAAAACCAUCACUCACCGAAGGUUGAAUGCCCAUCGCCACCUUGUGCCACGCGUUCACCUGUUCUGGUAUCAGCUGAUCAUUCACCUGAUCAUCAAAUUUCUUCGUCACCGCAUAUUGUCACUCUUACUAAUUCAUCGCCAGGGACAGCUGGAAAAUUACAUAUUGAUACUAUCGAACGGCCUACCGUUGUAUCAAUACCUUCAUAGAAGAGUCUACAUAUAUCUUUAAUUUGUGAUGUAUAACUUUUAUUUUCAAAGUCUACAUCAAUGAAGCACAAUGUGCACUAUAUUAGAUCUUGAAAAUACUUUGAUGAAUGAAUUUUAAAUCACUUUAAAAGUUUUAAAGCUAUAAAUUAAUUAUCAAAGCAAAUAGCGGA